CAUGUUGGCUCUUCGCUUGAUUCUACUGCUGCAGUGCAGCCUGUUGGUUCUUGCAGGCGUUUGUUUGAUACCACAGCCCAUAAAAAGGCAGCGCUCGCUAAAGGAUAUACUGGAAAAACCGUGGACAUUAUCACCUCGCUUGGAUGGACGUAUCGUGGGCGGUCAUCGCAUUAACAUCACCGAUGCACCUCAUCAGGUUUCCCUGCAGACUUCGUCUCACAUUUGCGGAGGCUCAUUGAUAUCGGAGGAGUGGGUAUUGACAGCCGCCCAUUGCACUUAUGGCAAAACAGCAGAUCGUUUGAAAAUACGUUUGGGAACCAGUGAAUUUGCUCGCAGUGGACAACUGCUCAGGGUUCAGAAAAUCGUUCAACACUCCCAGUUCAACUACACCAAUGUGGACUACGACUUCUCCCUGCUCCAGCUUGCGCAUCCCAUCAAGUUCGAUGAGACCAAAAAGGCCAUUAAGCUGCCCGAGUCGCAGAUGAAGUUCAUGGACGGGGAGACCUGUUUUGUGAGUGGUUGGGGGAAUACCCAAAACCUGCUGGAGUCCAGGGAGUGGCUGCGUCAGGUGGAGGUGCCUCUGGUUAAUCAGGAGGUGUGCAGUGAGAAGUACAAGCAGUACGGCGGUGUCACCGAGCGAAUGAUCUGUGCCGGUUUCCUGGAAGGCGGCAAGGACGCCUGCCAAGGUGAUUCCGGUGGUCCGAUGGUCAGCGAGUCGGGUGAACUGGUGGGCGUGGUGAGCUGGGGCUAUGGCUGUGCUAAGCCCGAUUAUCCGGGUGUCUACUCCCGAGUAAGCUUCGCCCGGGAUUGGAUUAGGGAGCACAGUGGUGUAUGAAUAUGUCACCCAAAA
This is a messenger RNA of Drosophila rhopaloa, 850 nucleotides long. RefSeq names its product trypsin-1. The transcript is spliced from 2 exons. Gene Ontology annotation, molecular function: serine-type endopeptidase activity. Gene Ontology annotation, biological process: proteolysis. The record is from RefSeq and is a predicted model, not a curated record. NCBI's taxonomy places the organism in Eukaryota, Metazoa, Arthropoda, Insecta, Diptera, Drosophilidae. The coding region runs from base 2 to 835 and encodes 277 amino acids.